Chelmon rostratus (copperband butterflyfish) is the source of this 1656-nucleotide messenger RNA. RefSeq names its product synaptotagmin XIVb (gene syt14b). The record is from RefSeq and is a predicted model, not a curated record. NCBI's taxonomy places the organism in Eukaryota, Metazoa, Chordata, Actinopteri, Chaetodontiformes, Chaetodontidae. The coding region runs from base 1 to 1656 and encodes 551 amino acids. The transcript has 8 exons.
AUGUCUCUCCAGCUCAUGGAAUCUCAAUUUGUACCUCUGAUCCUCAACUUUUCAUCUCUUUCUCUCCCAGGAGGGGGGAGGAACUGUGGUGUCCAUGAGCUCAUCUGUGCCAGACGAGUCUCUCCUGAGCUUCUGGGUGUCCUGUCUUCCAUUGCAGCCUUCAUGGCGUUGAUGGCUCUGUUUUUUCUUUACCUCAGCAACAAGCUGUCAGUGGAGAGUCCUAACGACCUGUCACAUCUCAGCGGCUAUAAGAACAACCAGCCAGAGGGAGUUGUAUCAGACAGCGAGGAGGAAAAAGACCCCGAGGCCGUGGCCCAGCAGAACACCACCUCUGUGUGGAGCAGCAAACGCAAACAGUCCACUGAGCAGGGAGGCUACAGCAGCGAAGCCUCCAGCGAACGGGCCAACAGCAUCCAGAGAAUAAAGAAAGAUUCCUCCCUCAGCGAGCACAAGCCUCCCCCGUACCAGGACGAGGGCUCGGCGCCGCGAACGUCCUCCCGCUCCCGCCCGGAGAGAGGGGUCAGGAGGGGGUCGUCCCCGCAGCGCUACGACAGCCCCCGCUGCUCCAGCGAGGCCAGCGUGGACCAGGACACUGAGAGCUACCUCAACAAAGGCUGUGAGGAGGACAUACCCAGCGACAGUACAGCUGUGCUGGGACCAGAGGAUGGCUCUGGUCCUCAGCUCCCUACAGCCUAUGAGCCAGAGCCGCUCGCCAAAUACGGCACGCUGGACGUCGCCUUCGAGUACGAUUCCAGUGAGCAGUACUUGGCCGUCACGGUCACCGCCGCAACAGACAUUCCCGCUCUCAAACAGACGGGCAACAUCGCCUGGCAGGUCCACCUGGUCCUGCUGCCCACCAAGAAACAACGGGCCAAGACCGGCGUGCAGAAGGGUCCGUGUCCCGUGUUCACAGAAACGUUCAAGUUCUCCAGGGUGGAACAGGAGGCCCUGGGGGACUACGCGGUUCGCUUCCGCCUGUACAGCAUCAGACGGAUGAAAAAGGAGAAGGUCCUGGGAGAGAAGGUGUUCUACCUGACUAAGCUCAACCUGCAGGGCAAGAUCGCUCUACCUGUCACCCUGGAGCCAGGCUCUGAACUCACAGGUUGCGGCUCUCUGGUGAGCGUGUCUCGCAGUGCAGGAGCUCUGUCCUAUCGCUCUACUGAAGACUCCUCCUUGCCAGAGAUCCUCCUAGGUCUCAUUUACAACUCUGCCACGGGACAGCUGUCUGCUGAGGUCAUCCAGGGAAGCCACUUCAAAACCACAGCGUCCGAAAAACCCGUCAAUGGUCUGUUCUGCUGUAUAAAGCACUUUGUGGGGGGGCAGCUUUAUAUCAUGAGAGACACCUACGUGAAGCUGACCAUGCUGGACUCCAAGGGGAAAGAGAUGUCCAAGUGCAAGACGGCCGUGUGCCGCGGUCAGCCCAACCCCACCUACAAGGAGACGUUUGUGUUCCAGGUGGCGCUCUUCCAGCUGUCCGAGGUGUCGCUGGUGCUGUCGGUGUUCUGCCGCCGGAGCAGCAUGAGGCCCAGGGAGAGGCUGGGCUGGGUCUCCCUGGGCCUCAACAGCUCCAGCGAGGAGCAGCAGGCCCACUGGACAGAGAUGAAAGAGGCGGAGGGACAGCAGGUCUGCCACUGGCACACGCUUACCGACACAUAG